Messenger RNA from Sabethes cyaneus, 1699 nucleotides. It is a transcript of the gene beta3GalTII, whose product is annotated as beta-1,3-galactosyltransferase 6. The transcript has a single exon. Gene Ontology annotation, biological process: glycosaminoglycan biosynthetic process. The record is from RefSeq and is a predicted model, not a curated record. Bases 238 to 1401 code for a protein of 387 amino acids. Gene Ontology annotation, molecular function: UDP-galactosyltransferase activity. NCBI's taxonomy places the organism in Eukaryota, Metazoa, Arthropoda, Insecta, Diptera, Culicidae. Gene Ontology annotation, cellular component: membrane.
UUUUGGUAGGUGCUUCUACAGCAAAUUUCUAGAGUUAAACAGCAGUUUACGCUAUUAUUUAUCUAUUUUUAAGUGCGAAAAGGUUUAAACCAUUUCCGCGUUGUAAAACUAGUGUGCACAAAUGCCUAGUGUUUGUUGUUAUUCGGAAAGAUAGUGAACUUCAAAAUUGGAAUCACACAAUCGCAGGGCAGGCGCUCCACCGGAGGCCGCAAACGGAUCUCUGACCGACCAGCAGCCAUGGCUUUGGGACGCUAUCAACAUCUAUACAAGCGAAACUGUGUCGGGAUGAUACCCAUAUUUGGUUCAUUUGUCGCUGGUGCUUUGCUAACCAUGCUCAUAGGCGGAGGGCAGCAAAACUGCGAGUCGAGCGAAAGAGUUUACCAACCUGAGAAUUCUUAUUUUCUUAUGCUUUUGAUUGUAAGCGCUCCAGGUAAUUUAGAACAACGUAAUGUUAUCAGAGAAACUUAUUUAAACUUAAGACCAAGAAUUCUUAAUGAAAGCUUCCAAGAAGCUAUUUACGUUCCUAUUUACGAUGGUCAAGACCAAUUGCAACUGGAAACCGUUGACAAACAAAUGGAGCUGUUGGAACACUACCGUCAAUGGCGUCAGCAAAAAAUCAGUAAUGUGAAAGUAAUAAAUUUUAAAAUAAAGGCAUUAUUUGCGAUUGGAACGUACGGACUAUCUCGGCCAGAGCGUAAAAUCAUUCACGAUGAGCAACGUGUUUAUAAUGAUGUACUGGAGUUGGAUGAUUUAAAAGAUUCAUACGGAAAUCUCACGGUGAAAGUUCUCCGCAGCUUAAGUAAGAUAGAUGAUAUGUAUGACUUUAAAUACCUAAUGAAACUAGACGAUGACUCAUAUGUAAAACUGGACUUGCUGUCGGAAGACCUGCUAAGUUAUUACGAAAAACUGCACAAGUUUUACAGAACACAUAAAAAACUCGUUGAAUUGUAUUGGGGUUACUUCAAGGGAGCAGCGACUAUUCAGCAGCACGGAAUAUGGAAAGAAACCGACUUUAAAAUUUGCGAUCGAUAUCUUCCAUACGCAUUAGGUGGAGGUUAUGUUCUUUCGAAAAAUUUGGUAUCCUUCAUAGCCAGCAAUAGUAGAACUCUUGUAGCCUACAAAAGUGAAGACAUGGCCGUUGGAACUUGGUUGGCACCAUUUGGAAACAUUCAUCGCCGGCACGAUGUUCGUUUUGAUACCGCGUGGAAGCCUAGAAAAUGUCAGGACUAUCAUCUAGUACUGCAUAAACGAAACACCCAUCAAAUGAAACGAAUCUACCAAGGAGAUUCGGUGUGCAGCUUUGAAGAUCAACAAAAUACUGCAGAAACAGCUCAGCACCCGAAGGAGUAUUUUUAUGACUGGACAGUAGCACCAUCGCAAUGUUGUAAAACGUUUGUUUAGUAUUACUAAAUCUAUUAGAGUUUAAAAAAAUGUGAUAAUGCGUCGUCCAAAUCAUGGUAUUUUUUCAUAGUUAUAUUGAUUGUGAUGUGCAAAUACCUGGAGCAAUCAGACAUUAUACAGCACAGAUAGGCAGCAACCUUUUUCCACCAGAAUAUAAAUAAAUAGGUCAUAUUCUCAUUUAGCCAUUGAAUAAUUUAAUCGUUAAAGUUAAAAAGUGAAAGAAACUCCAAAUUAACCUUAAUUAGAGAGGGGUUUGAAUCAAGUAUCCCCUCAUAACUAAAAUUGCCAAACACUUCGA